GGCGGCGGCAGCGGGCGGACCGGGCGCCGAUCCUGUGCCUGCCUUCCUCCUGACUCCUGCCUGUUUCCUGGCUCCUGCUGCCUGCCGCGCGGGCCGGGCUGUCCGUCCGGCGGCCUGGUGGCACUAGCGGGGCGGAGAGGAUGAGCACGGCGGGACCGGGCGGCAGCAGCAGCAGCACAAGCAGCAGCAGCAGCAUCAGCGCAAGCAGCAGCAGCAGCAUCAGCCGCUGCCGCGGCGGCGGGGCCGGUCACUGAGCGAGGAGCACCGCGGCGGACGCAGGGCAUGGAGCCCCAGCCCGGCGCCUCCCGCCCGGCCGCCGAGGAGGAGGAGGACGGCGGCGGCGGGUCCGGCGGGCAGCCGGAGGCGCUGUCGCUGGAGGAGAUCCUCCGGCUCUACAACCAGCCCAUCAACGAGGAGCAGGCGUGGGCCGUGUGUUACCAGUGCUGCGCCUCGCUGCGCGCCCGCGCCCGCCGCGGAGAGACCCCCGCCGCCAGGCUGGGGGCGGCGGCCGCGCACCUCCGCGUCUGGCGGGACGGCGCCGUCACCCUGGAGCAGGACGAGCCCGACCGGCCGCCCCCGCCCGCCGCAGAUAAAUCAGGCCGUUUACACUGCACAGAAAUGGAGGUUAUUGAAUCACUAGGGAUUAUUAUAUAUAAAGCUCUGGACUAUGGUUUGAAGGAAAAUGAAGAGAGGGAAUUAAGUCCUCCGCUGGAGCAGCUUAUUGACUACAUGACUAAUGCCACAGAAACAGAUGGGAGUAGGGAUGAAGGAUAUGAUGCUCUGGAUGAAGGAGUGGAGGAUGACGAUGAUGACAAAGAAGAAGUUGAGGCCAUUCACUCCUAUAAAGAUGUCAUGAAGCUGUGUGCUGCCCACCUGCCGACACGAUCAGAGGCGCCCAACCACUACCAAGCAGUGUGUCGGGCUCUGUUUGCUGAAACUAUGGAGCUCUACACUUUCCUGGCCAAAAUUAAAAGUGCAAAAGAGAACCUGAAGAAGAUUCAGGAAAUGGACAAAGAGGCAAGUGAUGAAUCCAGCACGGAUCUCGAUGAACUGAAAAAUGCUGACUGGGCCCGUUUUUGGGUGCAGGUGAUGAGAGAUUUACGGAAUGGCGUUAAACUGAAGAAAGUUCAAGAGCGUCAGUACAACCCACUGCCCAUAGAGUACCAGCUCACACCCUAUGAGAUGCUGAUGGAUGAUAUCCGGUCCAAACGCUAUACCUUAAGGAAGGUCAUGGUCAACGGUGACAUCCCACCUCGAUUAAAAAAGAGUGCCCAUGAAAUAAUCCUGGAUUUCAUCCGAUCGCGGCCUCCAUUAAAUCCCGCCUCGGCAAGGAAACUGAAACCAACCCCGCCACGGCCCCGCAGCCUCCAUGAGAGGAUCCUGGAGGAGAUCAAGGCAGAGAGGAAGUUACGUCCAGUCUCCCCUGAUGAGAUAAGGCGGAGCAGGCUGGAUGUACCGACGCCAGAGGCUGGCAGAAAAUUAGUGGAUGCCUCUGUAGUGAACGGCGGCCCGGCACCCCAAGGAAAGCAGAACGGGGCCACACAGGCGACAGUGCAACGCAAGAGACUCCUUAAGGCUCCCACGUUGGCUGAGCUUGACAGCUCAGAUUCAGAGGAGGAAUCAGUGCACCAGUCAGGAAGUAGCAGCAGCAUCUCCCCCUCACAAGUGGAAGACCCCUCUCAAGAAGGAACCAGCAGCAGAAAGAUGCCUCCAAAGUUCUUGCCCAUAUCGUCCACGCCGCAGCCCGAGAGACGGCAGCCGCCUCAGAGACGACACUCCAUUGAAAAGGAAACACCAACCAAUGUGAGACAGUUCCUACCCCCUUCAAAACAGAGCUCCAGGUCACUUGUUCCUAGGAUAACCAGUUUAUUUCCAAGGAUGACUUUCAGACCACUUUUUUCAACUAUGCAAACAGCUUCUCUGCUCAGCUCUCAUCCCGUUGAAGCAGCCAUGUGUGGGGUGGCAGGGGCUAUGUACUAUCUCUGUGAGAGAGCUUUUGCCAGCAGGUGGAAACCCGCAAAGGAGGAGUUCUGUUACCCCGUGGAAUGUCUGGCUCUGACAGUGGAGGAGGUCAUGCACAUCCGUCAGGUGCUUGUGAAGGCGGAGCUGGAGAAGUACCAGCAAUAUAAAGAUGUCUACACUGCUCUCAAGAAAGGAAAGCUCUGCUUUUGCUGUCGAACAAGAAGGUUUUCUUUCUUUACCUGGUCUUACACUUGUCAGUUCUGCAAGAGGCCUGUAUGCUCACAGUGUUGCAAAAAAAUGCGGCUGCCAUCGAAGCCAUACUCCACCCUCCCCAUCUUCUCCCUGGGACCUUCAACCUUGCAAAGGGGAGAAAGCUUCAUGAGGCCAGAGAAACCCUCUACCAGUCACCACCAUUCCCUGCGGAGCAGGUUGACCUCAAGGUCCAAGUCUGUGGAUAAGUCGCACGAAGAGUUUCCCAAAGAAUUAAUGGAGGACUGGAGCACAAUGGAGGUUUGCGUGGACUGCAAGAAGUUCAUCUCAGAAAUCAUCAACUCAAGCCGGCGCAGCCUGUCCCUGGCCAACAAGCGAGCCAGGUUAAAAAGGAAAACGCAGUCCUUCUACAUGUCCUCACCAGGAACCUCGGAGUACUGCCCCUCGGAAAGGACGAUCAAUGAGAUCUGAGCCCCGUGCCUUCUGCUUUGCUUCAUCUCCAUGAGGUCAUCAUCCAUCAGCAAGGUCACUGGAUCCGGAUUGUCACCCCGUUGCUUCGUUCACUUGACUGGCUUGGGUUUGCCUUCGGUCACAGGAUUUCCUGCUCCAGCAGCUCCCGGAGACACAGAGCGCUGUGUUUGGAUCUGUGCAGGGCGAUUCGCGGCGGGGCAGCUGCUCGCACUGGGAGAAAAUCAACAGUUGGGAGUUGCUGCCUCUUUUGUACGUGUGCGUCGAAAUGAGAAAGCCUUUUCUCGCUUUCAGUCUUUUCUUAACCAUGCUUUAAAUCAUUUUUCAGGAGAUGAGCUGAGAGCAGGUGUCUGGUGGAGAUCCAGAUCUAGCACAGUGUCAGCGUUAGCACACUAGCAAACAAUAGGUCCUGCUGCAUUCCCACCCUCGGAAUGCUCACGCCCUCGUUGAGGCAGCCAAGGGCUGCGUCGCACAGCAGGCACCCAGCGGGAGCAGCUCCGGUCAGAUCCAUCUUCCUUUGACCCAUUUGUUGCUCUGAGAUCAGGGUUCAGCACGGGACUCUGUCAGUGUCAGCGCCCUGGGGCAAAGCAGGUGACAAAGCUCUUGGCCCCUGUGGUCGGUCACACCCCUGAGCUGCUGUUCUUCUUAAGCCUUAGUGUCCUUCUGAGUGACUCCUGAGCAGGUUUUAGUCGUUCACUUUCUAUCUUGAAUGUAUGAUACCGACUACUAGUAGCAGUGAAUUUUAGUAGUAGACAAAGUUGUACAGUUUAUGGGGAGGACGGGAAAUAAGGGAGGCUUCUAAUUUUAACUGAAUACCUGUAAAAUUGUUCUUAUGGUUACUCAGAGAAAGCAGUGAGUAAGGUGUAAAUUUGUAUUAUAAUGGACCCCACAGAUACUGCUAUAGUUCUGUCUGACAGCAUAUCCACUAGUAGCCCCAUUUUUUCUGGGGUUUAUAACUUGGCUAUAAAAAUUCGUGUUUGGCUGAAAUUUGGGACAGCGCUCUCUCAGAUUGGGAGCGAUCUCUUUUUUUUCCUUUAAUCUUUUUUUCAUUCUUUCCCCAUUUUAAUUCACUCACAAGGGAGUGCUAGACUAAUUGUUUAGAAGUUCCAACAAUUUUACAACGUUAACUGACUUCUCAUGCUUUUUUGCACUUUUUUUAUAUUCAAAAUACUUUUUUUUUUUAAAUUCAGUCAUAGACAGAGUUUAGUCAAUAAUUUGGGGCCAGAUCUUUUUGGUAUUUAAAUACAAGCUAACAUAGCCAAGUUAUUAAUACUUGAAAUCAACUACUGUAACUUUUUUCAUAAAUUUUUUAAUACCCUGAGGCAUAUUUAAUAUCUAUAUAGCAGUGUAUUAUAGAAUGACAUAGCAGAAAAGUUUCAGAUCUAUUUAUUAACAUUUCUAUUCUUCGAGUUAAUGAGAGAUACCUCAGAACUGCUCCAAAGUUGCUGGAACUGGACUUCCAUAACAUAAUUUUAAAGGUGUAUUAAACAAAACAGCUUCCUCUGUCCAAAAAACCCAAGAGACAGACUGCCCCUCUGGCCCUGGCAAUGCACAGUGCCCAGGCUGGGAGGCACCAGGGCUGCUUGGCUCCCAUUUGGCAGCCUUUGGAGCAGCCAUCCAUAUCAUCUCUUUUAGGCUGAUUUGAAAAGCACAUGCAAAAGUCUCUGUAAACCUUCCCAGGGAGUCAGCCAUCCUUAUUUUUUUCUUAAAAGCCCCCUUGGAAAAUGAGAAUUUUCACAUACGUGAAACUAUUGAAAUAGUUUCUAUUUUUUUCUGAACCAAUGCAAACAGGAAAAGCAGGGCUGAGUGCUAACUCUCCCUCCUUGCUGUCCCAUUUAAGGUCAGGUGUCACAGCCCUCUCCUCAUGGUACCUCUGGAAAAGUGUCUUGCAUGUUAAGGCAUCUGGAGUACUGGCAUGGCACAGGGAUGUAGGAUUGCAGGGGAGCAGCACAGGCUGGCUGGUAGGAAAGGUUCUGCUGUUGCUGGAAGGGUUGCCUGAUCUCAGUCACAUCAGCACUUUUUCUUGUUUCUGUGCCAAAACCAGGCCAUGUAUUUGCUGCACAGUGCACCGGGGGAACCAGACAGAAACAAAUGCAGGAAAUCUCACUUUGCAUUUGCCCUGUUGUUGUUGGGACUUUUUCAUGGAGAUGCCCUGGCCACGUUUCAGUUGCGCAGUCCUCUGCUCGCAGUCUGCUUCCCUGAUGUCCUCAAACCACCGAGGUGCAGGGCAUCCAGCACAUUAAUUUUCCUCUUGGAGAGGAAUUUGGGAUGUUGUAGAGCAGGCAGGAUGAAGGACUAAGUAGCUCCCGAGCAUGUGAAGGCAAACAAGUCUUUCAUGCCUGUGCCCUGCUCCACUCUGGCAGUGUCCAGGGGUGGCUCUGAGGCAGUGGCAGAGCCUUGUGAUCCAGCCUGUGCCUUGCCAGAAGUCCCACAAGUCCUUGGCUCAGGGCAGGCUCUGCUGUGCUGAGCAGGGCACAAACACUGAAAAACAACACAGUGGUUGUACAGAUGGCACCCUGUUGCUCACACAGAGCUGCCCUGGGCCAGGGCCUGGAUAACCUCCCUUUUUCCCUGGAAAAAACCCUCCAAGCUGCUGACACGUGCUGUGGCAGGCUCCAGAAGACACGGUGUGGAGGGCUGCCUCUCCCCUUGGCUCCUCCCUGGCACAGUUGCUCCGCAUUAUCCCAGCAUUUCAUUCCGCGAGCAGCGGGUUGGUUGGUCGCGGGAAGCCUGAAGGAGCUAAGCUCGCUGGUUGCCUGGCUCUGCAGAGGGGGCUAUUUUUAGCUUUCCAUCUCCUCCCUGCCUGCACCAGCAUCCCAAAUGCACUGCAGCCAUUGGCCCAGCACCCCGUGGUGCUGCCCAGCAUGUCCUAGUUACGGGCUGAACUUCACGUCAGCGUCGGAGGGGGAAAUCAGAAGCUUGUAAAUAUCUGUAAUAUAUUUAUUAAUAUUUAGGAAGUCUCCAUCAAUCAUGAAAUGGGAAUUGAAUUUCCCAUGAUGUUUUAAAAAGGAAACGAGUCUUAUUUAUGUGUGUGUUGGCUGUUAUCUUUUAUUAGAGUUAACGCUUUCAGCCCCCUAAUACAGUUUGCACAUCUUAGAAUGAAUUACUGCUGAAAAGAACGUGGCACUAGCACAGUGAACUCCGUUCCACGAAUUUUAAAAUUUUUUUUUUUUUCUUUUUUAGCUGUAUUAGUAUGCCCAAGGUCUGUUAAAAUAUAUCAUAGGAGAUCCAAGGAGCUAAAAAUGCCUCUGGCAGGAUCAGUCUUGUUUUGUAUGUGAACCUGGUUGUGGGGAAUGCAAAACCAGCUCUGCCUCAUGGUGGUGAUGGAAGAUGUGAGCAGGGUUUUGCUGCAGCUCUCAGACCUGACCUUUCAAGUGUUCAUGGUGACAGUAGUGUUUUGAGGGGUUGUUGGUUUUUUUUUUCCCUUUCUCCAUUACUUCCUUUAUACAGGGAGGGGUGUUACCUGGUAAAAAUAAAAUGCCUUUCCAUUAUAACCUUUGUCUGUGUUAAUUAUUCAUGGGGAAGCUGAUUUAAAGGUUCUGUCUCUCUCUUUUUCAUGCUUUUAUGGUUUUGUAAGAUCAGUCAGAUGUUUCUUUUGGCAAAGAAUUUUUAACAAAAAUGAUUGCAUAACAGCUGAACACUGGCUGGGCUGCAUGAGGGAUGAAAACCUGUUGAAGUACCUUUAGAAUAGCAAUAAAAACUGCUUGUGUAACCCCA
Molecule: messenger RNA, 6357 nt
Organism: Haemorhous mexicanus (house finch)
Lineage: Eukaryota; Metazoa; Chordata; Aves; Passeriformes; Fringillidae
Gene: SPIRE1
Product: spire type actin nucleation factor 1
Exons: 17
Coding region: 283-2643 (786 amino acids)
Biological process (GO): actin filament polymerization; cleavage furrow formation; actin filament network formation
Cellular component (GO): cell cortex; cytoplasmic vesicle membrane
Molecular function (GO): actin binding
Source: RefSeq, a predicted model, not a curated record